Messenger RNA from Penicillium cosmopolitanum, 1272 nucleotides. RefSeq lists its product as uncharacterized. The transcript has a single exon. The record is from RefSeq and is a predicted model, not a curated record. Bases 1 to 1272 code for a protein of 423 amino acids. NCBI's taxonomy places the organism in Eukaryota, Fungi, Ascomycota, Eurotiomycetes, Eurotiales, Aspergillaceae.
AUGGCCAGCUCACGUUUAAAAUUGAAAAUUCCAUCGCAAUACUAUAUCAUUCAUGACCCUAAAGGAGAAAGAUGCGCCCAGCCUAUUUCUGGAACUGCCAUUCUUAGUACUGGUUUCACUCAACCGGAGACUUCAAAUCAAAAUGUGCUUCAUAUUUGCCUGAUUUGUGUUCUCACGACGACCGAGAAGAAAAGCAGAGUCGAAAAAAGAUUGUUGGGUCGAUUCACUCGAUGGAGGUUGGAGAAGCAGAGUUCGCUUCGAAAAGGUGACCUAGUACGAUCCUGCUCGGUCAUUGAAGAAUUGACCCUCCAACCAUUUGCCAACACUUGCGGACAGCUCCGCUGCAAUAUUCCCUUUUUAUUGCCAGUUCCUGGGAAUAUACCAGGGACAUCGAUCACAGACAUCGGAGAAAUAUCAUACUACCUUGUUGCAACUUUGAACACGGGAAACGGCACAGACGCGGAAAUUACCCACCAAGAGAUCAAGAUUACCCGUCAAAUCUUGCUAGAACAACCUUCGCUUCAGCACAUUCGGAAUUAUCCUGGCUUGAAUCUCAUUACUAAGAUUAUCCUUACACAGGAUGUUGAUUUAGCGACGCACUCCAAAAUUCCAGUCAGUGCGAAGGUGUUCGUCCGACCGGCGAGACCCGCAGAUCGCCCAAUCGAAUACCGAUGCGUGGCGGUACGUGGAAUUCGAUGGCGAAUCGAAGAAAUGACAAAGGUCUUCAGCCAUUCAGCAGAUGAAGACAAAAAUUACCAGCCAUGCCAGCCUAUUGCAAGUCGAUGCUCGACAAGUGUGAUUUCCAAAGGAGUGCAGAAGGGGUAUUGGAAGAUCGAGCAAGUUUCCACGAAACGAGCAUCGUCGCUGCGGCAUGCAGACCUAUCAGUUGACAUCCCGCUUGAAUUAUCGCUGAGUAGAGACUUUGACACCACUUCAGCGGUUGAUUUGAGAUGCUAUGAUGUCUUUUCGACGCCAACGAGCAACUUGAGUGCAAAUUUGAAAGAAAUUGGGGUUUAUACAAAAAAAGAUGACAUGAUGAUCACUAUCGAACAUCGGCUGAAACUCGAUAUAUUGAUGUUAGAGGAUACAUUUUGCGUCUAUAAACAUGAAUUGGUUGAUCGGAGACCUCUACAGACUGCACUUGACGCGUCAUUUCCUCUCCAGAUCAGCGCAAGAGCCAGGGGCAAUUUGGAAGCCGUGCCGAAUGAAGUCAACCCGCCCUCUUAUAAUGAACUUCCUAUUCGUCCUCCUCAUUAUAUGCAAGCAACUUGA